AUGGAGAUAAAGUACCUGAGAGAGUUCCUCAAAGUUACAGAGAAGAAACGCAACCAGCAUAUAGAAGUGAUGAAUCUGGUGAGGCAGAUCAGAAACGUGGUACUUGAAUUAGAGAACACCGUAGAAUUGUUCGUAGGUCGUGCUUACAAGCAGGUCGUAGGUUGUGCUGACAAGCAGGAUGAUCUUUCCCUAGACCUUGAAAGUGUCAAAAAAGAGAUCAAGACUCUUACAGCUAAGGUAAAGCAGAUGUACGACAAGAAUAUGUAUGACAUUAACGGAACAACAGUCAAAAAACUCAAGCACUCAUUUACCGGAUCAAGUGGAUCAGGAGGUUCAAGUUCAUCAGGAGGGAGAAACACAUCCAAAGAAGUAGAAGAGAAGACGGUGGUCGGUUUCAAGGAUGAGGUAGAGACAUUAAUGGGGAAGCUUCAUGAUAAUGGAGAGGGCGGAAGGCUGGAGAUUAUAUCAAUCAUCGGCAUUGGUGGAGGUGGCAAAACCACGUUGGCCAGAGAAGUGUAUGAUCAUUGUUUGACAUCACAGAAGUUCGAAAUUCGUGCAUGGACCAAUGUUUCUCAAGACUAUAACAAGACCAUGAAGAAGGAUUUGUUGAUUAGUAUUCUGGAAUCAACUUCCUCAGGAAAACAUGAAGAUUACAGGGAGAGUAGUGAGGAUAAGUUGGGAGAAAAGGUAUAUAAAUGGUUGCGGGGCAAAAAAUAUCUCGUUGUCAUGGAUGACAUAUGGGACAUUGAAGCUUGGAAUGAUAUCCAAAGAUCAUUCCCUAAGGAAUGCAAGGGGAGUAAAGUGUUGUUAACUAGUCGAUUACGUGUUCAACCAGAUAGCGUCCCCUACGUCCCUCAUUUUUUGGAUCCCUUACCAAAAAGUUACAGUUGGGAGUUAUUACAAAAGAAGGUAUUCGGGAAGAAACAAUGCCCACCGGAGUUGGUGGACAUCGGUAAGCAAAUGGCAGAAAAAUGUAAAGGACUACCACUCGCGGUUAUCACAAUAGCUGGCGUUCUGGCAAUGAAAGACAAGACACUCAACGUAUGGGAGAAAGUUUUCAAAAAUUUAAGUUCAAUCAUUGCGAAAAGUUCAGAGGGUUUCAUGGAGAUACUAGAACUUAGUUACAAUCACCUGCCUCUUCAUUUAAAAGCGUGUUUUCUUUACAUUGGAGGACACCCUGAAGAUUCUGAAAUCCUCGUACGCAAUUUGAUAUGGUUAUGGAUUGCAGAGGGAUUUAUUCAGCAGAGUGAUGAGGGGAAAAGCUUGGAGGCCAUAGCACAAGAUUACUUAAUCGAUCUUAUUGAUAGAAGUCUAGUAAUGGUAGCUAGGAAAAGUAAAUCCCAUGGAGGAAUUAAAGCAUGUCGUAUCCAUGAUCUUUUGCGUGAAUUAUGUUUGAAAAAAGCAGAGGAGGAUAAUUUUCUUGUGCAAAAUUACAGGGAUGAUUCUUUUUCACCUUCCGCUACAAAUAAGCAUCGUCGCCUCUUCGUUGGCCGUCAGUUCUUUUGUAAGCUUCCCCCAUGGCCUCGUGCUCGAAACCUUCGAUCUUUUAUGGGCCUCUCCUUGCCAAGUUCAUGGCUUGAACAGAAUCAGCCGUUCUUUGUUGAAAACUUUAAACUUCCCAGGGUGUUGCAUUUUAUCCCCGCUACAAGGCUAGGAGAAAUAGGAAUAGGAGAUCUAGUUCAAUUGAGAUACUUAGCACUUACGUAUACGUUACCAAUAGAAGUACUUUUCCAUGCACCAAAUUCUUUUCACUACCUCUCGAACCUAGAAACCCUUAUCCUCCAACCAGGUACAUUUAGGGGCAUGAUUUCGUUGCCUCGCUAUAUAGUUAAGAUGGUUAAGUUGAGGCAUCUAUAUACUGUAAAUGGGGUAUUCGAAUAUCAUCAUGUUUCUAAUUAUGAUGAAGAGGUGGGGAAUAUGUUGGAUAGCUUACAAACCUUGCACCGAAUGUGUAUUUGUGUGCAUUGCCUAUAUUUUUUGGAAAGGACUCCCAAUCUAAGGAAGCUAGGACUUUGUGGAGAUCGAGGUCAUUAUAUUCUCGCCGACCUAGAAUUCUUAAAAUGCCUUGAGAUACUCUCUAUCUUCUCCAGAAGCAUUAAUGGGCUGAAGCUUCCUCCUACUCUUACGCGGUUAACUUUGAAAUAUACGAGAUUGAAGUGGAAGAAGCUGUCAAUAAUCCUCCAAGCCCUACCGAGCCUUGAGGUUCUCAAAUUAGAUUAUGCCUGUAAGGGACCAGUUUGGAACACAAGUGAACUUGAGGAGGGGUUCUCUCAACUCAAGUACUUGAAGUUUGAAUGUCUGAAUAUCAAGGAGUGGAAUGCUUCUGAAGAUCAAUUUCCGAGACUUGAGGUCUUAGUGAUUCUAUGGUGUGGAGGACUGAAGCGGAUCCCGAUUGAUUUUGCUAAUCUAAACGAACUUCGCGAAAUUAGGAUUGAGCAGUCCAGUCGAUAUGCAGAGGAAUCGGCGAGGGAGAUUCAAGAAAAGCAAAGAAAUAGAAGAGGAGAUGAUGAUUGCCUUAAUAUUACAUGCAAGCGUAACCGGUAA
This is a messenger RNA of Rhododendron vialii, 2544 nucleotides long. Its product is annotated as putative late blight resistance protein homolog R1A-10. The coding region runs from base 1 to 2544 and encodes 847 amino acids. The record is from RefSeq and is a predicted model, not a curated record. The transcript is spliced from 3 exons. Lineage: Eukaryota; Viridiplantae; Streptophyta; Magnoliopsida; Ericales; Ericaceae. Gene Ontology annotation, biological process: defense response to other organism. Gene Ontology annotation, molecular function: ADP binding.